Messenger RNA from Uloborus diversus, 2289 nucleotides. RefSeq names its product proton-coupled folate transporter-like. Lineage: Eukaryota; Metazoa; Arthropoda; Arachnida; Araneae; Uloboridae. Gene Ontology annotation, molecular function: transmembrane transporter activity. The transcript has 6 exons. The record is from RefSeq and is a predicted model, not a curated record. Gene Ontology annotation, cellular component: membrane. The coding region runs from base 305 to 1834 and encodes 509 amino acids. Gene Ontology annotation, biological process: transmembrane transport.
AAGAAGUUGAGCAAUGGCUGUCAAAAGAGAAUAAGGAGUUGCAGCGGAGAGGUGUCAAAUGAAAAUGGUAAGAAGUCAAUAAUUUGCAUAAUUUAAGAAUCAGAAGAAAGAAAAAUGGAAGUUUGAUUAAGGCAUUUUAUUUUUGAUGAACUUUCUCGCGUAGUACCAGAUGCAUUUCUCUAGAUAAGAUUAGAUUUAACAACAGGUUGACUGGUGCUAAAUAUUCAAAUAUUUCUGCAAAACUGUUUGUCUCUUCCUAAUCUCGUUUUCUACCUAUAUCCUAGUAAUUGAAAAUAAGGCUGUGAUGGAUGAAACCAAAACGAAAAUUCCUAAAUCCAGCACUCCUCUAAAGAAAAAUGACACCACCAUUCAGUAUGGAGGAUUGUCAACUGGUGAUGACGUUCCUCUUCUCACAGACGCUUUUACAACUCAAAGCAGAUUUUCAAAAAUUUAUGAAACUGUUUGCAGUUUGACAAUAGAACCCGUUAUGUUCAGUUUCAUGUUCGCUUUUGUCAUGAACAUGAUCAUUGUAUCCAACAUGAUCAUGGACAAAGGUUGCCUCUAUUACUAUAACUAUUCACGGGAAGUGUGCCAGAACCUAAGCGGCCAUCCUGAUGUAAAAGAAACUGUAGAAAUAUUGGCCAACAAUUAUUCCGUGUAUUGUAGCUUGACGAGUUUUUUAGGUGCUUUGGGAAUGGUAUUCAUAGCACCGUGGAGUGACAAAUACGGAAGAAAGCCUCCUGUCAUUGUGGCAAUGUUUGGUGUGCUUCUGACAGACGUCGGCAUGAUGCUGUGUGCCUACUAUUUCGAUUCGAAACUAGAGUAUUUAGUACUUGCGCGUGUACCGGGAGAACUGUUUGGUGGACUUAUCUGCGUCCUGACGGUUGUCUUCAGCCAUGCCUCAGAAGUGUCCACAGAAAAGAACAGGACAGUGAAGUACACUUGCGUCGAAGUUGCUUUGGGUCUUGGAGUGGCUUCUGGGAUGCUAACGGCGGGAUUGCUCUACAAGUACUAUGGCUAUAUAUACGUGUACAUUACGUCUGCGGCGUUACAUUUUUUCAGUGUUCCGUGGACAAUUUUCUGUGUCAAAGAAACUGUAGGUUUGGAUAGCAAAGCAUCUUGGAAACAGAAGAUGCGAGAUUUUUUCAACUUUGAAAGUCUUAGAAAGAAUAUUUCCGUUGCAUUUAGGAAGAGGGAAGGACACACCCGCGCCCUGCUGUUCCUCAGUUUUGCUUCAAUGUGCUGCUGUAUAUUGACUUACGAAGCCUAUGCAAGCAUUGGGUUUAUUUAUGUUCAUCAAAUUUUCAACUGGGAUCCGAGCAGAUACAGCACCGUCAGCACUACCGCACAGAUAGCUCAGAUGGCUUGUACCCUCGCCCUCGUACCAAUCUUCGUUGGAUUCUUUAAAAUGAGAGACAGCACCCUGGGAAUCAUAGGCACCGUGUCAAUGCUAUUGAAAAAUCUUUUCUAUGCAUUUGCAAAAGAGGGUUAUGUGUUUAUUUACUAUAUAGGAAUAUUAUCUGGUAUCUUCAGUUCUCUAUCCACCUUAGCAAUUCGUUCCUUUAUAUCGAAACUUAUUGAUAAAGAAGAACUUGGUCGUGUGUUUUCAUUUCUGGCAACAUGUGAAGCCAUUGUGCCCACACUUGGGACCAUAGCAGUGACAAAAGUGUUCAAUGCAACUAUUGAGAUUUAUCCCAGUGUCAGCUAUUUGAUGACAGUGGGCAUCCUAGCACUGCCGCUGCUGACUUUCAUAUUGGCAUCCAAGCUUACAUCGUUUUCAUCAAAGCAAGAUACUUUUCAUGCUAGUCCUAUAAACGAAAAAGGUACAAAAUAAUGGAGGAGAAAUUUUUAAAGAGCGUUUGCAACUACUUCAUUUGCAUUUAUAAAUAUGGAUUUCAAAGUUGUGAACUGAAGCUUCGUCAUGUGCAAUGUAGAAUCAGAAGAAAAAAGAAGAUGAUUGUUUCAUAAAUUAUAAAAAUCAUCAAAUAUAAAAUCAAUGUUUAUAAAAUUGCACUAUUAUUUAUGUUACAUUUAUUAGAACUAUAUUUGUAAUUGAAUGACUUUUUAAAAGGCUACUGAUUUCAUAUGUUUUGGAAAUAGAAGAAAAUGCCAUUGAAUUGGUUUAUGUAUGUAAAUACACAUUUUCAUUAUUUUUUAAUUACAUAUUUGUAAUUCGUUCUUUACAACUGGGACGUAUUUAACAUUAUCGAAGUUUUAGUGUUUUUUAUUUUAAUAUUUUGUAUAUUUUAGUAAUGUUUCAUAAGAAAAAUGAUUGAUGGUGGCAAUAAA